AGGCAGCGGCGGCCGGGGGCGGAGUGGGAUCCGGAGACGGAUCGAGCCCUCACCACGGCCCGCCACCAUGGGCCCGCGCCGCCGCCUGCCACCCGGGCCGCACGGGCCGUGAGCGCCAUGGCCGUGGCUCCCGCGGGCGGCCCAUGCGCGCCGGCGCUGGAGGCCCUGCUCGGGGCGGGCGCGCUGCGGCUGCUCGACUCCUCGCAGAUCGUCAUCAUCUCCACAGCGCAGGACGCCAGCGCCCCGCCAGCCCCUGCUGCGCCCUCCACUGGACCCAAUGAUGCCGACCUGCUGCUCUUCGCUACACCGCAGGCGCCCCGACCCUCACCCAGCGCUCCGCGCCCAGCGCUCGGCCGUCCUCCGGUGAAGCGGAGGCUGGACCUGGAAACUGACCAUCAGUACCUGGCCGAGAGCAGUGGGACAGGCCGGGGCAGGGGCCGCCACCCAGGGAAAGGUGUGAAAUCUCCGGGGGAGAAGUCGCGCUAUGAGACAUCACUGAAUCUGACCACCAAACGCUUCCUAGACCUGCUGAACCGCUCAGCUGAUGGUGUUGUCGACCUGAACUGGGCAGCUGAAGAACUGAAGGUGCAGAAGCGACGCAUCUAUGACAUCACCAAUGUCCUUGAGGGCAUCCAUCUCAUCUCCAAGAAGUCGAAGAACCACAUCCAGUGGCUGGGCAGCCAAACAUCUGGGGGCACCAGCAGGCAACUUGAAGCACUGAGCCAGGACCUCCGGCACCUGGAGGAGAACGAGCAGCAGCUGGAUCAGUUGAUCCAUGCUUGUACCACACAGCUGCAGCUCCUUGCUGCAGACACUGACAGCCAGCGCCUGGCCUACGUGACCUGCCAGGACCUGCGCAGCAUUGCCGAUCCUGCGGAGCAAAUGGUCAUGGUGAUCAAAGCCCCCCCUGAGACCCAACUCCAAGCCUCGGACUCCUCGCAGACCUUUCAGAUCUACCUUAAGAGCAAACAAGGCCCCAUCGAUGUUUUCCUAUGCCCCGAGGAGAGCUCAGAUGGGACCAGCCCUGGAAAGACCCCAACCCAGGAGAUGGCUUCUCUUAUCGAGGAGGACACAGUGGCUGUUCCUGCCACCACAGUAUCACCGCCGUCACCUCCUUCCUCCCCCUCUGCCACAGAACCUGACCAGCCACUGCUCAGUCUGGAGCAAGAACCACUGCUGCCCCGGAUGGGUGGCCUACGGGCCCCUGUGGAUGAGAACCGCCUGUCCCCGCUGGUGGCAGCUGACUCGCUCUUGGAACAAGUGCGAGAGGACUUCUCCAGCCUCCUUCCUGAGGAGUUCAUCAACCUGUCCCCUCCUCAUGAGGCUCCUGAUUACCAGUUUAGCCUCGAGGGCCAGGGCAUCAGAGACCUCUUUGACUGUGACUUUGGGGACCUCACCCCCCUGGAUUUUUGA
Messenger RNA from Chrysochloris asiatica (Cape golden mole), 1413 nucleotides. It is a transcript of the gene E2F1, whose product is annotated as E2F transcription factor 1. Gene Ontology annotation, molecular function: RNA polymerase II cis-regulatory region sequence-specific DNA binding; protein dimerization activity; DNA-binding transcription factor activity, RNA polymerase II-specific. Gene Ontology annotation, cellular component: Rb-E2F complex. The transcript has 7 exons. Bases 118 to 1413 code for a protein of 431 amino acids. Lineage: Eukaryota; Metazoa; Chordata; Mammalia; Afrosoricida; Chrysochloridae. Gene Ontology annotation, biological process: regulation of transcription by RNA polymerase II; G1/S transition of mitotic cell cycle. The record is from RefSeq and is a predicted model, not a curated record.